Molecule: messenger RNA, 1683 nt
Organism: Pseudozyma flocculosa PF-1
Lineage: Eukaryota; Fungi; Basidiomycota; Ustilaginomycetes; Ustilaginales; Ustilaginaceae
Exons: 2
Coding region: 1-1683 (560 amino acids)
Source: RefSeq, a predicted model, not a curated record
AUGUCGUCCGACACCUACUUCACCCACAUACAUCGCGACCCCAUCCGCCACCCCACCUCCGCAGCGCACCACACCACCACUCGACAUGGCGAGGGUAGCGGCGGCCACCACCGCGCUCGAGCCGUAGGCCCACACAGUACCGGCGCAUCCUCGUUCCCGCCCCUCUACCUAGACCCGCAGGAUCCGCGCUACCAGGAUCUGCUCGACGGUGGCCUCGGCCUCGGCGGAUCCGGUGGCCUCGCGCUCGGAUCCACCUACCACCACCAUCCGCAGCUCACCCGCCUCGUAUCCCACUUCCUCUCCGACUCGGCCGCACACCCUUCCUCGGCCGCCUGGCUCGGUGCGGCGGCGGCAGGUGCGGGCCACGACGACGAUGCCGACGACUCGGCACCGCUCGCUGGUGCUGGCGGCUGGGACGGUGUGGCGUCCAUACCCCAGCCCCGCAUCGCAAACGAGUACAUUGCCCUCAACGAGGACCUCGUACCCGCCCCGCUCGACCUCGACGGCGACACGCUGCCCUCGGAACAGCACGCUUCCUACCCGUUCGGCAACCUCUUUGGCCCAGCAGACGGCACCCUGACGGCAGACAGCGCCGUCCUUGGCCACGGCUCCGGUGCGGGCCAACAGGCGCCGUCGUGGGCCAGCUCCGUCGGCCUCUCGGGCCUCGGCGCAAGCGGCGGUCCCGCUCGACUUGGCGGCCUCGACCUCAUCUCUGGCCUCGGCGUGAGCGGCAGCGGCAGGAGGGGAGCGGUGCCCAGCAGCUGGAACGACUCGAUCAACCGCGCUUCGAGGACCAAGCUCGUCGGUACCGGCGGCGCCGCGCUCGACUACGGCGCCGAGGCCCUGUCGUCGUCGUCGUCGUCGUCUGCGCACGCCGCACAUCCCGACGAAGAGCUGUUCGAGGGUCAGUCCGGCGGUGGUGGUGGCGGUGGCGGCGGGAGCGGUGGAUCGAGUCGACUCGCACCUCCGCCCCUCUACACGGGCCGAGGGAGCGCCCUGGCCACCGGCGCCGGGCCGCCGGGCCGUACGAAGCGCGCCGAUCUCAUCGCAUCCGCCCAGGCGCUCAACGUAUCACCGCUCCUGCUCUUCCGCACCUCGACCUCUACCGUCCUAGCGCCGCCCACAUGGCCCUUUCGGCGGUACGGGCCGGGACCGACGUCGUACGCGGCGCUGCUACGGCCCUCGUCCAACAUCCACGGCGACGGACCCGCCUCGGCCGCCACAGCCGCCUCGCUGGGCGGUCUGCCCGCCUCGGCCAAGAUCGUGCGCGAGGUAUGGACCGACCUGGCGCUCGAGGAGCUCGUGCCGCGCCACCUGGGCGUCACGGCCGCGACGCGGCACCUGUUUCCCGCGAGCCUCGUCGAUGAGGUGCCGCACGGUGACGGCGAGGGGGACGCGGACGAUGUUUCCGUCGCUGCUAUCGACGCUGGUGCGGGAGGUAGCGGUGGAAGGGAGAGGGAGAGGAAGAGGAAGAGGGUCGUGGAUACCGACGCGGGCUUUGCGAGGCGGAUCGGGACGAGCGAGACGGACCCGCUGGACCGGCUGGGCGGUAUCGCGCGCGAGCAGGGUCGGAAUUGGAGUCGCGUCCAGCACCACGACGACGACGACGACGACGCGGACGAGGGCGAGGGCGAGCAGAGCGUAUCGGACCACGAUGGAUCGGAUGCAGUCGACUACGAAUGA